GCAAGAAGGACUUGUUCAUACAUGAUAGCUUCAGAUUUUUUUAAAUGAUUAAGUUUAUUGUAAUAUAGUUUUUGCUAUUCUUGUAAUACAUUCGAAAAGUUAUUUUCUGAAGUUUAGUUUAGUUCGUAUACCUAUUGCAUGCAUUUUUAUUUAAGAUACAAUCAUCUUGAGCAAAAUGAGAAUUGUGCAGUUUAAAAGGAAUCGCUUUUUCAAUAUUAUUGUCUACAGUAUACUUGCUCUUUUUAUCUUAUAUGCUAUCUUCGAUUUUUUCGUCGAUAAACCAAUUAAUUUAAGAGAAUAUUGGUCAGAGAGCCUAAAAAGUAAAAAGCUUCCAGUUCUAGCAAAGGAUCUUGGAAACUUUGAUCCACAAAAUGUACCUGUUAGAAGUGGUUUUGGAGAGGGGGGUAAACGUCAUAUUUUAAGAGACGACCAACAAAAUGAUGUUCAACAGUCAGAGUCUGAAUAUGGUAUGAACAUGGUAUGUUCCGAUGAAAUUUCAUUGGACAGAUCGAUUCCGGAUACAAGAAUGCCAGAAUGUAAACAUUGGAAUUAUUCAGAGGUACUUCCUAAAACCAGUGUAAUCAUAGUAUUUCACAACGAAGGCUGGUCUGUAUUAAUGAGAACUGUACACAGCGUGAUGAAUCGUACUCCCCCUCAAUUUCUAGAGGAAAUUUUAUUAGUAGAUGACUUCUCCGAUAAAGAUAAUUUGAAAGGUGAUUUAGAAUCCUACAUAGAACAAUGGGAAGGCAAAGUUAAAUUGAUAAGAAAUUAUGAAAGACAAGGUUUGAUAAGAACACGAUCACGUGGUGCGCGCGAGGCUAAGGGCGAAGUUAUAGUAUUUUUGGAUGCUCACUGUGAAGUCAAUGUUAACUGGUUACCCCCUCUUUUAGCUCCAAUAGCUGUUGAUAGAACUGUAAUGACAGUGCCCAUAAUAGAUGGUAUUGACCAUAAAACUUUCGAAUAUCGGCCCGUGUACCAAGAAGGACACUUAUAUCGAGGUAUUUUCGAAUGGGGAAUGUUAUAUAAGGAAAAUGAGCUCCCUGCGCGAGAACAAAAAACCCGACCUUAUAACAGCAUGCCGUACAAGUCCCCUACUCACGCUGGUGGUUUAUUUGCAAUAAAUCGUGAAUACUUUUUGUCGCUGGGUGGAUACGAUGACGGAUUGCUCGUUUGGGGUGGAGAGAACUUUGAAUUGUCAUUUAAAAUAUGGCAGUGUGGAGGAAGUAUUCUCUGGGUACCGUGUUCGCACGUUGGUCAUGUAUAUAGAGGAUUUAUGCCUUAUACGUUCGGUAAAUUGGCUCAAAAAAAGAAAGGACCACUAAUAACCAUGAACUACAAGAGAGUUAUUGAAACUUGGUUCGAUGACAAAUACAAAGAAUUCUUUUAUACAAGAGAACCUUUGGCUCAACUCCUCGACCAUGGCGAUAUAACUGAACAAUUACUGUUUAAAAAACGAAAGAAAUGUAAAAGUUUUCAGUGGUAUAUGGAAAAUGUGGCUUACGAUGUUUUUGAUAAAUUUCCAGAAUUGCCGCCAAAUCUUCAUUGGGGAGAGUUACGAAAUGUGGCGACAGGGAGGUGUUUGGAUACAAUGGGCAAUUCGCCUCCCAGUUUAAUGGCUACAUCUCACUGCCAUGGGUUUGGUAACAAUCAGUUGAUCAGAUUAAACACGAAAGGUCAAUUAGGAAUAGGAGAACGAUGUGUGUCGGCCGACGGACAAGGAGUAAAAUACGUAUUUUGUCGAUUAGGAACAGUAGAUGGUCCGUGGCAGUACGACGAAAAAACGAAAACGCUUUUGCACAGAGUACAUAAAAAAUGUAUAGCACUUCAUCCUCAGACUCAACAAUUAUCUCUAAUGCCAUGUGAUGUCAAUAAUACGUAUCAGCAAUGGUCUUUCCAUAAAAUUCGUCCACGGUGGUGAAGAAAUGCUAUGAACAAUCGCAGAAUACUGGUGCUGUAUAAUUUUAACACUAUUGGAGUAAGAUUUACGACUGUAUUUAUGAUGGAGAUUAUUUAAUCGUUGAGAUUAUUCCAAGUAAUAUUUGUGUUUAUACACAAAGCGUUUAAAUGCAAUAUAUAAUGUCAAUAACUUACGAUCUUCAAUGAAAAUAACAAAUUUUCUAUAUCGAGAUACGAUUAUAUUUGGAAUCAUUUUACAUGUUUCCUCUGUGAUGUCGAAUAAACUUUCUACAUUGUAGUUCGUCUUAUGUCACUGUAAAUUAAGUUUUGCUUUCUUUAAAUCGGUUCUUCGCGAAAUUGAAUAAAAUUAUUAAAGUCAUCUAUUUCAUGAUCAAGUAUGCAUAUUACAUUCGAAACAAAAAAAAAAAGAGAAAAAAAAGAAAGACUGUUAUCUUAUAAGAAUUAUUUUGAAUGUACAUAGACCAUUUUGGAGUACAUUUUUCUUGCAUCAUCAUGAGAACAUGUGCUUCCAUUUUUUACUGUUUCCUAUUAAAAAAGUAUGUUGACGGUGUAGUUUUGUAAUUUUUUUAAAUUAUUCAACGCAUACAUUCAGACAAGAAGUUACUUAGCAUAAUGUAAAGAAAACGUAAUAAAUGUU
Colletes gigas is the source of this 2554-nucleotide messenger RNA. It is a transcript of the gene Pgant7, whose product is annotated as N-acetylgalactosaminyltransferase 7. NCBI's taxonomy places the organism in Eukaryota, Metazoa, Arthropoda, Insecta, Hymenoptera, Colletidae. The coding region runs from base 176 to 1918 and encodes 580 amino acids. The transcript has 12 exons. Gene Ontology annotation, cellular component: Golgi apparatus. The record is from RefSeq and is a predicted model, not a curated record.